AUGUAUUACGCGAUAGAGAUUGCAGUGAUUGCACUGACAUUGCUCGUACUCUAUAUUUCCUAUUUAAUUUGGAACAAUGUGUCGAAAUUGAAACACAUUCCGGGAACAUGGCAAGUCAUGUUCGCCCCAACGAAAAUUCCUCUUCUCGCUCCCACUUUUUACUUUGGAAAUUGGCAAGAUAUUGCUGAUGCUGUUAAAGAGAAAGGAAAGGAUGGUGUAUUGAGAGUGAGCUAUUAUAAUUUCAAUUCUGUCAUCGUUUCCAACAAGUCGCUGCUCAAGGAAAUAUUUGUGACAAAACAGUCAAGUUUUGACAAACCUGCAAUAGUCUAUGACAUGUUUAAUAUAUUUGGAGAAAAUAUUUUGAGUGCUCUAACCACUGAAGCAUGGAAGAGACAUCACAAAGUUUGCUAUCCUGCAUUUUCAAUUGAUAACUUGAAUUACAUGUGUGAAGAAGCUGUCAAUACUGCAGACUUGUUAUUUUCCAAAGUGUGGAAUGAACGAUUGAAGAAGAAUUCGAAAGAUGGUAAAUCAUUCAUGUUAGAUUUAGAUGACUACUCGAUGAUUACGAUUGAGGUUUUGGGAAGAGCUGGAUUCGGUAUGAGUUUUGGUGUUUUUGAUGAAAACGAUGAAAGUGGAAGACAACUCAGAGAGGCUGUUGAAAUUAUAUUCAAUCGUGGUCUCUUGUUGAGAAGAUUCUUUGCUGACACACUCAUUGAGAAGCCAGUCAUGAACAGUUUUGGAGUCGAUCAUGCAGUAAAUGUGGUGGACACGGCUCUUGGAAAAUAUAUUGACCAAAGAAAGAAAGAACUUGAGCUCGAUUUUGAUAACUUUUCAAAGAGAGAUAUUUUAAGCUUGAUGGUGAAAGCAAACUUGCAGGAAAAGACAUUGACCGAUUUAGAACUCAAAAGCAAUGCAUUUAUUUUCACAGUGGCUGGAGAAGAAACUACUUCAACAACAUUAUUAUGGGUCACUUACGAACUCGCAAAGAAUCCUCACAUCCAAGAGAAAGCUCGUAAAGAAGUUGAAAAUAUUCUUCCAAACAAACAAAAACCAACAUCGGAAGACUUUGACAAAUUGGUCUAUGUGAAUGCUGUGAUUUUGGAAUCUUUGAGACGACAUCCACCUGUAUUCACAGUAUUAAAAAGCGCCAAUAAGGAUGUCACAAUUGGUGAAUAUUUGAUGAAAAAAGGAACUAUGGUUGAAUGUUCAUUCUAUGGAGUUCACAUGGACGAGAACAUUUGGCCAGAUCCACAGAAAUAUGAUCCAGAAAGAUUCAUGGAUUUGGAAUUCAGGAAUAAGGUGCAACAUGAUUUUUCGUUUGUACCUUUUUCCAUGUCUCUGCGUCGAUGUAUUGGCUUCAAAUUUGCUCAGCUUGAGGCAUGUAUGGUGUUGACACGUUUGUUGCAAUUUUAUAGACUAGAAUUAAUGAAUGAUGAGGCGAAUGGGGAUGUGAUCACUCUAUCCAAUGGUGUCACAGUGAGACCACAAAAUUUGAAAGUGAAAAUAACUCCAUUAGAAUAA
Molecule: messenger RNA, 1521 nt
Organism: Naegleria lovaniensis
Lineage: Eukaryota; Heterolobosea; Eutetramitea; Acrasida; Naegleriidae
Exons: 3
Coding region: 1-1521 (506 amino acids)
Molecular function (GO): iron ion binding; monooxygenase activity; heme binding
Source: RefSeq, a predicted model, not a curated record